CAUAAUUAGUUAUUAUUUGCUUAAAGCUAGUGGCUUCACAAAAUCUGGAAUAAAAUGCCUCGCCCAAGGGUUCAGACAUCAUUGACUUUAUUCGGAUCUCCGCCAUAUGGAUUUCGAAUUUCUGGAGGAAUAGAAUUCAACCAACCCUUGGUUAUAACUCGAGUAACCCCUGGAAGUUUAGCUGCAAGAAGUGGUGUGCAGUCAGGAGAUGUUGUUAUUGCAGUUAACAAUCAAUAUGUACAAGAUUUAUCUCAAGAUCAAUGUGAAGCAAAAGUGAGACAAGCAGUUGGGUCUUUACAUAUGGUUCUCGAAAAGAAUGCUGCAAAAGUAACAGAACUCCCAGGAGGUCAAGUUCAGGUUGAUGGUGAUAGGAGUAUUUAUACUGCUGUCAAAGACACCCAGCAAAGAAUAUCCAAAUAUAAUAGAAGUGCAAAACCAUUUGGUGCGCCGGCAACAACUGCAACAGAAUGUGAAGUAGAGAAGCCCGCGGAGACAAAAUCAGGAUUUAAACCUGUUUCAUUUAAACCAAAAACGCAAUCUGCCGAUGAAACCACGCUUCCUACUUCUGCUAGAGGGGAGCCAGAUGGCAUAAACUCAGCUACAGAAGGUAUUGCGAAGGUAACCAUAGAAAACCCUGACGAUGCAAAUGCGAAUGGCUCAGCUAAGUCUACUUAUGAUGUAGGCAAAUAUAAUCGCAGACCAGCGCCAUUCAAACCCGGAAAUGCAUCUAAUAAUUCUAAUGUUGCAACUCUACCAGAACCAGACGACUUUCCUCCACCACCGGAUUUUGUGCUAGACUCCCAGGAGCAACCUCCAUAUAUGGUAACGUCAAAUGCAGGUUCUGGCAAUCCAACCAACAAGACAGUAACCAAAAAGAUAAUUGUUGGUGGUAACUCUCCACUAGGUCUUUACUCAGGUGCAAAUGCAGCCGAGACAUACAAGGCUCAGGUUGGAGAUUUAUAAAUCCUCAUACUGUACUUAAUUUGUAUACAGUUUUAUCAUUUGCAGCAGUACCUUGUUAACCAUAACCAUAAUCAAUCAUUGUCAAUAUUCCUUCCAUUACCACUUUGAUAUUGCAAAAACAUCGCCUACCAUGAGCUGAUGGAUUUGUAAUUUUUCUAUGCACAGAUACAGUGGCGUUUGCUAGUAUAAAUAACCAUGUCAGUAAUAUAACAUUUUAUUAAAAUGGCUUCGUCGCAAUUGCAGACUCUUUUCUGGCUCUAUUAAUGCCUUUCACUCUAUUAGGUGUCAGGAGUCACCAUAUAUAUAUCGUUUGCAUAUUCGUUCGUUUUAAGAACAUGCGGUGUGAUUUUCCAAAACAUAUCAAUAUUUCCACUUUUUCAUGAGGCCCAAACACAAUCCGUUUCUACAUUCGUCUUAGUUGCCAAAUUAAGUUGAUUAAGAUAUGUAAGAAAUUUAUUCUAAUUGUGGACCUUUGACAAAUGACUGUAUUUUGUGAAAAAAAUGGAAGGCACUUAUAGACGUUUUUACUACUAUUAAUCAUUUUUGCUAGAUACAUACAUACACUUAUUUGCACAUGCAUGAUUUUUUAAAGUCGUAAGUACUGAUUUUAUUAUUAAGCAUGUAUUUGUUUAUUGCACUGCUUCGCUUACCGUGCCAGAAACAUUUUCUUGAGAAAUGCUUGACGAAACAGGCCCGUAUUUGUUCAGCAUCUGCACAAUGACAUGUUUCUGGCACUGGAUUGUAUAAAAAAUUAAUGGAAAGCUUCCGAAUCAAGUGUUUAGCAUGAUUGUGAUUGUAAUGAAAUAAAAAAGUAUAUUCUUCACCAAUCAG
Molecule: messenger RNA, 1794 nt
Organism: Styela clava
Lineage: Eukaryota; Metazoa; Chordata; Ascidiacea; Stolidobranchia; Styelidae
Product: PDZ and LIM domain protein 3-like
Biological process (GO): heart development; muscle structure development; actin cytoskeleton organization
Cellular component (GO): stress fiber; filamentous actin; adherens junction
Molecular function (GO): muscle alpha-actinin binding; actin binding
Source: RefSeq, a predicted model, not a curated record